UUCGUUUGCGUUUCAUUCUCUCGCUCGUUUCCUUACUUCAUAUGAAGAAGAUCACUCGAAUCGUACACAAAAAAACUGGUUUAUCUCCUCUACUCAGUCUAAGUCAAUCCCACAGCGUGAUAAGAUGUCAACUUUCGUCAAGGCGGUGCUUCUUGUUGUGAUCGGCUUCCAGGCAUGGAUCGCCCUCGCACAGGAUCCCAACGGAUGUCCGAACAUUGUCAAACGUGCCGGAUGGAGUGCCUCCAAAUCGUCCAACGUUACCUACCAGAUCAAACCGGUCCAGCAUGUGGUGAUCCACCAUACGGCAACGCAAAGCUGCAACGAAAUGCCCGUCUGCAAGGAGAUCGUCAAAUCGAUUCAGGAUCAGCACCAGAAGCAGAACAAGUGGAGCGACAUUGGUUACAACUUUUUGGUGGCCAAUGGCGGAAACGUGUACGAAGGAAUUGGCUGGCAUCGAGUUGGAGCUCAUACUAAGGGGUACAACAGUAAGUCGAUUGGCAUCGCGUUCAUUGGAGACUUCACGAAGGAGCUUCCAUCGGCGAAAGCGUUGCGAGUCGCGGCCAAACUUCUGCAGUGCGGAGUUAACAUGGGAGAGCUGGAUGAAAAUUAUCUGCUGUACGGAGCUAAGCAGAUUUCGGCGACGGCCAGCCCGGGUAAGGCGCUGUUCAAUGAGAUUAAGGAGUGGGAUCAUUACGAUCCAUCUCCAGUGCUGUAGGAUUUAAUGAAUAAAAAGUAAAAUUUCAUCCAA
Aedes aegypti (yellow fever mosquito) is the source of this 748-nucleotide messenger RNA. RefSeq names its product peptidoglycan-recognition protein 2 (gene PGRP-SA). The coding region runs from base 125 to 715 and encodes 196 amino acids. The transcript has 2 exons. The record is from RefSeq and is a predicted model, not a curated record. Gene Ontology annotation, biological process: peptidoglycan catabolic process; innate immune response. NCBI's taxonomy places the organism in Eukaryota, Metazoa, Arthropoda, Insecta, Diptera, Culicidae. Gene Ontology annotation, molecular function: peptidoglycan binding; zinc ion binding; N-acetylmuramoyl-L-alanine amidase activity.